Moneuplotes crassus is the source of this 337-nucleotide messenger RNA. Lineage: Eukaryota; Ciliophora; Spirotrichea; Euplotida; Euplotidae. The record is from the annotation of a GenBank genome assembly.
UUGGGAAAUAUGAUUUUAUAGAGGGAUGAUUAUGUAAUUGCUUCGAGAUAGCAUUUUUCCUCUCUAUUUGGAAUAUAGUGCCUUCAGAAUGCUUCCAUCUCUUAUUCCAAGUUCUCUUAGUGUUCUUGAAUCGAAGCUUUUCUCAAUCGAUCUUCCUCUAAAGAUUAGAGAGCAGUUUUGUAAAUUAGUCACAGAUGUUGCGCUACAUAUCUGUCUAAGUCUCUCCAUAGUAAUUUCAGAGUUAGUACUUAAAGUGAUCUCACUUGCACCUGCUGAGCGUACUCUGAUAGAAAUUUGGCUACUCAUUUAGUUUAUUUAUGCUGUUAGUAAGUCAAGG